GCUAUCGAUGUGAAUACACGCAGCUGGCGAGGGGGAAACACGGUGGUGGUGAUGGAGAGGUUCGAGAUGGAGAAGAUGUUGGGGGCAAUCGAGAAGGUUCAGGGUUAGCCACUUGUUCGUUGUGCCGCCGGUGAUGAUCGGGCUCGCGAAGCAGGGGAUGGUGAUGAGACGGAGGUUUGAUUUGGGUUCGUUGAGGUGGGUUUGUUCGGGGGCCGCGCCGCUCGGGAGGGAUGUGAUGGAGGAGGUUGCCAAUAGUUUUCCCGAAGUUGAAUUGGUCCAGGGAUAUGGAUUAACAGAGACUUGCAGUAUUGUAUCGUUGGAGCGCCCUCAAGCAUGGGCUCGGAAAUUUGGUUCCACAGGUUACUUAAUGCCAGGCAUUGAGGCUAAAAUUAUCAGCAUAGGCACAUCUAAGACUCUUCCACCUAAUCAGAAUGGGGAGAUAUUAGUUCGUGGACCAAAUAUAAUGCAAGGGUAUUUCAAAAACCUAGAAGCCACUAAAUUUACCUUAGAUGAGGAAGGCUGGUUACACACAGGUGAUCUCGGAUAUUUCGAUGAGAAGGGACAACUGUAUGUCGAGGAUCGGUUAAAAGAAUUAAUCAAGUGCAAAGGUUUUCAGGUUGCACCAGCUGAGCUUGAAUCAGUGCUUACCUCUCAUCCUGAGAUAUUAGAUGCUGCUGUUGUGCCAAUGGAAGAUGCUGAAGCUGGUGAGGUUCCUGUGGCAUUCGUUGUUACUCGUAACAGCUCACUUACUGAAGUGGAUGUGCAGAAAUUUGUUGCGAGUCAGGUUGCUCCUUUCAAGAGGUUGAGGAGGGUAAUCUUUGAGAACAGCAUCCCGAAAACAGCUUCCGGAAAAAUCCUUAGAAGAGAGUUAACGAACACGGUAAAAACGCUCAGAAGAGAGCUUUCAGAUAAAGUUAGAUCAAAACUAUAGGAAUCACACUUCCUUAUAUGCUGAAUGAGUCAAUUGCUUGAAUUUGCGUGUAAUAAUGUAUAUAUCAAUCUGUAAUCUCAUGUGGACGGCUUUGUUGUAUGCUGUAUCCUACCUCCAAGCUACUGUAAAGAAAUGUUUAAGCACCACUCAUAUCAAAAUAAAAAUGAGCAUUUAUUAUGGA
Molecule: messenger RNA, 1112 nt
Organism: Asparagus officinalis (garden asparagus)
Lineage: Eukaryota; Viridiplantae; Streptophyta; Magnoliopsida; Asparagales; Asparagaceae
Product: 4-coumarate--CoA ligase-like 1
Exons: 6
Coding region: 134-931 (265 amino acids)
Molecular function (GO): CoA-ligase activity
Source: RefSeq, a predicted model, not a curated record